Molecule: messenger RNA, 2604 nt
Organism: Andrographis paniculata
Lineage: Eukaryota; Viridiplantae; Streptophyta; Magnoliopsida; Lamiales; Acanthaceae
Product: homeobox-leucine zipper protein GLABRA 2-like
Exons: 11
Coding region: 242-2497 (751 amino acids)
Biological process (GO): regulation of DNA-templated transcription
Molecular function (GO): DNA binding; lipid binding; DNA-binding transcription factor activity, RNA polymerase II-specific
Source: RefSeq, a predicted model, not a curated record
AGAAACUGUCUUGCUUUUGUUUUACAUACUUAAUGGACAGACCCCCACUCACCCCUUACCCCCCUACCCCCACCCCCCCGCCGUGGCCCCCCUGCAGCCCUGUCCUCUUCAGACGACCACGCACGGGCGCAUACAGAAAAUUACCGGUUACCAAUUGCGAGCGCCGGAUCGGUCGGUCGGUCGAUGGAUCGAUGAAAAUCGAGAAAUCGGUCGAUGUUAAAAGAGGAGCGACAUUCAAUCCAUGGAUUUGGCGAUGAGAGUUGCGGAAAUGUCGAAUUCGAAUCCUGAGGAUAGGGAUUUCCUCUCCUCUCCAGCUCUCUCCCUUUCUCUCGCUGGAAUAUUUCGAGCGACGGAGGCGAGCGGCGGAAGUGGGCGCCGGGAUGAAACAGUCGAGAUAAGCAGCGAGAAUUCUGGUCCGGGAAAGUCCGGCCGGUCCGACGACGAAUUCGAAGGUGAGCAGCAUAGUGUUGAUGAUGUUGAAGACGAAGACGAUAACAAUGGCGGGAAGAAGAAGAGGAAGACAUAUCACCGACACACUCCAGCACAGAUUCGAGAAAUGGAAGCGUUAUUUAAGGAGUCUCCACAUCCUGAUGAGAAACAAAGGUUGCAGUUGAGCAAGCAAUUAGGGCUUCAUCCUAGGCAAGUCAAAUUUUGGUUUCAAAAUCGUCGAACCCAAAUCAAGGCUAUACAAGAACGCCAUGAGAACACAAUAUUGAAAUCUGAAAUAGAUAAACUGCGUGACGAGAAUAAUGUUUUGAGGGAAACUGUGAAGAAGCAGUCUUGUCCAAAUUGUGGGCUUGUUUCCUCCAGCCAGGAUACCAUUUCAGCCAGUAAUGAGCAAGCACUAAGAAAUGAAAACAUCAGACUCAAAGCCGAGGUUGAAAAACUUCGGUCAGUUAUCGCUAAAUACUCUUCUGGAACAUCACCAAACAGUUCUUCAUAUCCCUCAGGAACUGAGCAAGAAAGCAGAAGCUCCCUGGAUUUUUACAGAGGCAAGUGCGGGAUUGAGAAACAGGAUAUAAUAGAUGUUGUGAACAAGGCAAUGGAUGAGCUGAUACAGAUGGCUACCCUUGACGAACCAUUGUGGAUUCGAAGCUUUGAGACAGGGCGGCAAAUACUGAACUACGACGAGUACAUCAAAGAGUUCUGUGGUGGAAAUGUCAAUAGCAUGCAGCCCAAGAAGUCCAUAGAGGCUUCAAGAGAGAGUGCUGUUGUGUUUGCUGAUCUUCCAUGGCUUGUCCAAUGUUUCAUGGAUGUGAAUCAAUGGAAGGAGCUGUUUCCCUGCCUGGUCUCAAGGGCAGCUGCUGUAGAUGUUAUUUCCGAAGGAGACGGCUCCAACAGGGAUGGCGCAAUUACCUUGAUGUUUGCUGAGAUCCAAAUGCUCACCCCACUGGUUCCUGCUAGGGAAGUGUACUUUGUUAGACACUGCAAGCAAUUAAGUGCCGGUAAAUGGGCUGUUCUUGAUGUCUCUGUGGACAAGGUUGAAGACAACAUAGACUCGUCUCUACAAAACUGCAGAAAAAGACCAUCUGGUUGCAUCAUUGAGGACAACUCCAAUGGUCACUGUAAGGUGACUUGGGUUGAGCACCUGGAAUGCCAGAAGAGAGGCAUACAUUCCCUCUACCGAACCAUGGUUAAUAGUGGGCUGGCAUUCGGUGCGAAGCACUGGAUUUUGACUUUACAACAGCAGCGUGAACGCCUCGUGUUCCUUAUGGCUACAAAUGUUCCUACAAAGGAUUCGAGUGGGGUUACUACACUUGCUGGAAGAAAAAGUGUCCUGAAAUUGGCACAAAGAAUGACAUUGAGCUUUUGCCGAGCUGCGGGUGCAUCGAGAUACAACUCUUGGAAAAAGAUCAUCACGAAAAAUGGAGAUGACCUCAGGGUAGCUUCUCGGAAGAAUCUCAGUGAUCCGGGAGAGCCCGUCGGGACCAUCAUGUCUGCAGCUUCGUCUGUGUGGUUGCCAGUCUCUCCCUACACUCUAUUCGAUUUCCUAAGAGACGAAAAUCGAAGAAACGAGUGGGAUGUCAUGUCGAACCAGAACCGAUCCCAGUCCAUCGCAAACCUGUCGAAAGGCCAAGACCGCGGCAAUGCUGUCGCAAUCCUGGCCGUGGAGGCUGAAGAAUGCAGCAAAAUGUGGAUACUACAAGAUAGCUGCACGAACGGGUACGAAGCAAUGGUGGUGUACGCACCUGUGGACAUUGACGGGAUGCAAUCGGCGAUGACGGGUUGCGAUUCUAGCAGCAUUGGUGUUCUACCGUCGGGAUUCGCAAUUCAUUCCGACGGUGCAGAGUCGAGGGGUUUCGUGAUAUCUUCGAAGGAUGAGGAGAAGAGCAGUGAAGGAGGAUCGUUGCUAACGGUUGUUUUUCAAGUUCUUCUCAGCAGCAGCCGCAGCAGCAAGUCUUCGUCUUCUUCCAUGGAUGAUUCAAUAGAUUCAGUUGAGUCUCUAAUGGCGUGUACACUGCACAACAUUAAGACAAGUUUGCAGUGCGAAGACUAGACUAGAGAUACUAAUACUCUAAACACUACUUUUCCAUUUAACUUACUACUACUUUCAUCAUCUUUGUUAAAAGUUUUUUUGUGCAAGUUAUUUCCUUUUGUAUAUUA